Sitodiplosis mosellana (orange wheat blossom midge) is the source of this 5581-nucleotide messenger RNA. RefSeq names its product PHAF1 protein CG7083. The transcript has 7 exons. The record is from RefSeq and is a predicted model, not a curated record. Gene Ontology annotation, cellular component: trans-Golgi network. Bases 636 to 1967 code for a protein of 443 amino acids. Gene Ontology annotation, biological process: Golgi to plasma membrane protein transport. Lineage: Eukaryota; Metazoa; Arthropoda; Insecta; Diptera; Cecidomyiidae.
CCAAUAAAUACACCCAAAGUCCAGAAAAGAACGUAGCAAAAAAAUUCGAAUUCAAAAUUGGUCGAUUCGUCUUUGUCGCACUCAACCAACGAGUGGAAUCGACUGAAAAACAUAGUCGAAGUGUUAGUGUAACAGUGUGUACGAACAUCUGUACAUGCGGAGAGAAUAAAUAGAAAACACAUACACAAGCACACGCAAACACACAUAGCAGAGCCAAGCAAAACAGUUUUCAUCAAAACACAAAGAACAGUUGAAGAGUAUCGCUGCGUAGAAAACAAAACACAACAAAUAAGAAAAAGUUUUAUUUCUAUUUUUUUUUUUUGCCCAUUUAUACAAAUAAAAUUGAAAUCACGAAUGUGCUGUUUGUUAUUGCUGUUCCAAUCAUUACCAUAAAAUCAACUCAAGUCAUUACGAUUUUCGUGAAGUUGAAGUUCAAAGUUGCCGUAAAACACUACAAUUCAUUCAUUUUCGAUAAUUCCGCUAUUAAGUGGACGCUGAAGAUAUAGAAAAAAGAAAAGAAACAACAACUGAUUGCACCAUUCAAUAAAAUCAACAUUUAGAAAAGAACAGGAUAUAGUGAAGGAAAUUAUAUCGGAAAACUUUGCGCGAACAAGGAAGAAGAAGGAGGAAAAAAAAUGCUCGAUUUGGAAAUUAUACCGGAACGAUCGCUAAGAUGCGGAGAUUGUUGGGAAUUUAUUUUGGGCAUGCAUUUUUCGCAAGCGGUUGGAAUCAUACAGUCUCAAGUUGGUGUAAUCAAAGGGGUUCAAGUGCUUUAUUCGGAAACGAACCCGUUGGGCGUGGAUAUUGUGAUAAACCUACCACUGGAUGGUAUUAGAUUGAUUUUUGAUCCGGUUGUGCAACGGCUUAAAGCCAUCGAAGUGUUCAACAUGAAAUUGGUGAAGCUAAAGUAUUAUGGUAUGGCAUUCAAUUCGCCAGAAGUGGCACCGUCAAUCGAGCAAAUUGAGCAUUCGUUUGGCGCCACACAUCCAGGUGUUUAUGAUGCGGCCAAACAACUGUUUGCCCUACAUUUCCGUGGCCUCAGCUUCUAUUUUCCGGUCGAUAGUAAACUGCAACCGCACUAUGCUCAUGGUUUGGGCUCGUUGCAUUUUGCCAACGGCGCGUCACCGGUUGUAUCGAAAAUGUCCGUGUACAGUGGUAAUAAUAUGGCCGAAAGUCGACCGCCACCGAUGCCAUUGUCAUGCUAUAAUCAGCAAUUGUAUUUGGAAUCGGCAACGGUGUUGCGUGACUCAAAUGGAACGCGAGGUGUUCGAUUGCAAUUGUACACCGAGGCAUCGGCACGUGUGCUGGAGCAACGGAAACAGGUUUUAACGCGUGAAGUAUUAUUUGGUGACACAUGCCAAGAUGUGGCCGGCAAUAUCGGCGCACCGAAUCGUAUCUUCUAUAAAUCGGAAGAUAAAAUGAAAAUUCAUUCGCCGAGCGCACAUCGACGCGCCCAAACCAAACGCAGUGAUUUCUUUUUUAAUUAUUUUACGCUUGGCAUUGAUGUGCUCUUUGAUGCCCGUACACAACGCUGUCGAAAGAUUAUUUUGCACACUAACUAUCCAGGCCACUACAAUUUUAAUAUGUAUCAUCGUUGCGAGUUUCAGCUACAGCUAACCGCCGACAAGAAUCCAUGCGAUGACUCGCACAAUGACCAAGUGUCCAUUUCAGCCUAUUCGAAAUGGGAUUCGGUGAGUUCACGCCUGGCACCAUCUGAACGGCCGGUCGUUUUACACCGGGCUGGCACCACAAACACAGCCAAUCCAUUUGGAUCGACAUUUUGUUAUGGAUAUCAGGAUAUCAUUUUUGAGGUGAUGCCAAACAAUUACAUAGCCUCAAUUACGUUGUAUUGUAACACAUCAUUUCCAACCAUUUUGCCAUACAACACAUGCGGGAAGGCGUACAACAAAUACCUAUGCAAUCGGAACAACAGUCAGGACGACACGAACAAAUUGACCGCAGUAUGAUACAAAUAUCAUGCUGCAAAGACCACACCGAAUCAAAUUACCAUCUAAUUCGUGUUGAUGGUAUAGACCAACUAACGCCGUUGACUAACAAAAAAAUGAGAGAAAAAAACAAGAAAAAAACAUAAUUUAGUGCUUAGUGAAGUUGAUGAUUAAGUCAGUCUCAUGAAAAUAUGGAUAAAAACCAUUUGCUACAAUUAGGAUUCACUUCUUCGUUAUUUUGUUUAAUUCUUUUUGUUCGAAAAGAGAUAUAUAAAAAAAAAAUCAACCACAAAAAAAAACUAAAUGAAAAUAUAAUAGAUAUAUUUUAAAAGAAUAGCAUUCAUAAAUGGCUGUAUUGCGAGAAGAAAAGAAAAGAAAAUUCUCUGUGCAAAGACAUUGGUUUCUAAAUGCUUAAAAUGAUGAUUUGUUAAGAGUUAGUAAACGAUUUGCCCAAAGUUUGAAGGACAAAAAAAGAAACCGACUUUUCCCGUACCCAAAGUUUGAUGAGGUACAAGAUGCAACGAGCUUUGCCACGAAACACGGCUGGUUCGAGAUUAAAAAAGAUGAACCGUGUUUUUGACGAAAAGAAAAAAUUCAAGUGACAUAAGCCCGUGGUGCAUCUCAUACAAUCCCCCUCCCCCCCCCCCCCCCCUCCCGCAUCGAAUUAUCAAAACGAUGGUCAAUCGACCACAACUCUGAGAAAAGUAACGAAUAUUUUUCUAACAAAGUGAUAAGCAAGUAACAUACAAACAACAUUAAGAUAAGUCCAACAAAUUGUGAACCGCCAUAAAAAAAAACAGACACAUUUCAAAUCCAAAUUAUAGAAUGUUUAUUACAUUAUAUUAACCACUUUCCUUUUUCUGUUUUCGAAUCAAUGAGUUAACCAUUAUUUUAAAUGAAAAAAUGACAAAGAAUCAAAGAAUGAAAAUCAUUUUGUUCAACAUUGUGGAAUAUCCAAUGAACAAUUUUUUAUGUGAGCAAAUGAAGAAGAAAUAUUAUAUUAGAUUUGAUUUUUGAAAUGCUCACCAUUAUUUACAUUAGUUGAAAUUUUAUUUUCCAAUUACAUACUUUUCUCAGAACGAAUAAAGAAAAAAAUAAACAAAUGAAAUACAAUUCCGCGGGGAGAUACAAUCUUAUUGAUAAAUCUAAUUUAUUCAAUAACACUUUCGCACUCCAGCCGUAAUCCAAGAGCCAAUUUUGAACGAAAAACGCCUCAUUUUUUUACAUUUGACGCUGUGAAGUGACAUUUGAAAGAUGUUCAAUGUCAUUUUAAAGAUGCUAAAUUUCAUUUGGUCAGGCGGCGGUGGCGGCGUGUAAAAUGAUGGCUUUCUGCUCUUGGAUGGCAAACGCGUUUUCUUCGAUAUUCUAGUUGAAUUUAUGUUUAUACGUUAACACAGAUAGUAAGAGAAGAAAAAAAGUGAAUAAGAAAGCAAAAAAGAAAAAAAAAACAACAAAAACAGCAAUAUUUUUAUACAUUAUUUUGUCAUGUUUGAAAUAGAAAUGUGUGUGUGAGAUGCGAUCAGAUUUAAAUUAAUCCUCAUUCUCCAUUUUUCCCGACCACAAUCAAUUUUCAACACACUGUUUUCUUUUCUUCUGCCCGCUCAUUUAUUCGAUCUCAAGCAAGUGUUUUCAAUCACAUUUUAGGUGUUCGGUUCAGGAAAAUUUAAAAUUUGUGUAUAAAAACAAACAAGAAAAACACAAACAGAAACAACAACAACCGUGCCAAUGGAAUAAAGAGAAAAGUAUAAAUGUUUUCAAUUUUUGUUACAAAUGCAAUGUUAGUUGUAGACCAAAACAGAAGAAAAAAAUAACAAUUUCGUUGUACACACACACACACACACACGACGCAUAUAUACCAAGUUACCACUUUUUUCCCUGAAAAAAAAAGUAAUCAAUUGUUCACAAUCAAAUUAGCGCUAAUAUAAAAAAGAAACGUAAAUGUUAAAUAUUGGUCAGUACAUGGUCAGAGCAUAUAGUUCAUAGCUAGCACACUAAUGCAAAAUCGUUUUUUUUUUAAUUUUUUCUUGUUCGGGACAAAUCUUCUGCACAUCAAAAGUGACACCGUUCGUUUUCAACGACUCUGUCAUCGUAGCGUUUUUUUUUUGUCUCUACACAUGUCAUUUAUCUUCACCAUUUUUAUACGAGCUGAACUGAAUUAUGGUUCCCAAUCUCAUUCUCAUCAGAGGCGUUUAAAUUAGUAAUCGAUUUGUUUUCUUUCGUUCAUUUUUGCCUUUUUUUGUAAUAUUUAUUUUUCAUUGUGCAUAACAUGAAAAAAAGAACCUAAUUAUUAGUAGACAUUUUCAAAAUUUUAGUGCGAUAGAGAGCAAGAGAGAGUGAGGGAGAGCGAGAGAGUAAGAGUGAGAGUGCGACAGAGAAGAAAAAAAAGCAAAAAAAAAAAUAAAUAAAUUUCUAAAGACUAAAAAAAAAAAUGUGCAAAAGUUCAAAGUCCAUACAAAAAAAGAAAUCAUAUUGGAUUCUAUUAAAAAAUUAUUUUAAUGUGUUGAAUCAUCUAUGUCAUUAAGUAAAUACUUCGCUGAACUGUAAAAUGCGUAAAAUUUCCAAAACCAGGUGCUCUAUAAUCUGGAAACAAACGGCUUUACUAAUCUUAUUCACCCCGAAAAGUCCAAAAAUUUGCUUGCAUCUCCAAAAUAAAAAUCGCUUAAAUCGAGCAGCACAGCACAUUUUCAUUUAUCACUUUUAUUCUUCGUUCCGUUAAUUUUCCAUUCAAGCCGCAACACCAUAAAGCUGUUCGUUUUUUUUUUCUCGUGAACUUGCACAAAUUUUUACUGGCUUCCGGCUUUAAUGUUCUGCGAACAGAAAAUCGAACCAAUUGAUCAGAGGGAGAAAAAUUAAGAAGAUUUGAUCAGAGUAGGGAAAAGAAUUUCCAUCAAAAGACCAAAUCAAUCAAAUUUUAAAGAAGAUUUCGAUCAAAAUUAAAAGAAACAAGCAAAUAAUACACCAAUUGUUCGCGUAACUUAAAACCUCCAAGAGAAAAGAAAAACAAAAACCAUCGACUGUUCGACUUAUGUUUUAUCAUAUUCUAAGAAUAAACUCUUUUUUUUUCUCAUGUAUAAAAUUCAACAUGUGUCGCCGAGAUAUCUUUUUAGAAUUGUACCGAUUUAAUUCUAAUUUAGUCAUGUAGAUUGAGUUUAAAUCAAAUUUGUUCUCAAUGUAAUAAGAAAAUGUAAAACAAAGCAACAACAACAACAACAUUGUGUGUAAAUAUACAGUUUUCCGACGGGAUUAAACAAAAACAAACUAAUGAAAGAAACAAAGAAAAUCAGCCAUUCAAAAACCUGAAUGGACAACAAAGAAGUUAAAUAUUUUUCUACACAAAAUGAAUUACGCGGAAAUUGAGAAGAGAAAAUAAAAACAACAGAAAAAACAAACAAACAAAUACUCUCACUUUGAAUGUAAAAUAGAUUUAAAGUAGACAAUGAUUUCAAUGUAACAUUAUUAUGAAUAUAAUUGAAUAAGAAAAGAGAAACAUUAAUUUGAAACAUCAAGAACAACAACAACAACAAAAAAAAUCAACAAAAAAGCAACAAAAUAAAGAAAAAAACAAAUAAAUGAAGAAAAAAAUACAAAAUAUUUAAAUCAGAAAAAAAAAAAGUUUUUAAAAAAAACCUUAAAAA